Molecule: messenger RNA, 434 nt
Organism: Pistacia vera
Lineage: Eukaryota; Viridiplantae; Streptophyta; Magnoliopsida; Sapindales; Anacardiaceae
Product: signal peptidase complex subunit 3B-like
Exons: 5
Coding region: 57-434 (125 amino acids)
Biological process (GO): protein targeting to ER
Cellular component (GO): membrane; signal peptidase complex
Source: RefSeq, a predicted model, not a curated record
AAACAAAAUAAAAAUAAUAAAAACGAGCUGCAACAAAAACGCCGAUACAAAAAAAAAUGCAUUCAUUUUGGUACAGAGCCAACGCUCUGUUAACGUUCGCCGUCACGAUUCUUGCCUUAUUGUGCGCCACCGCUUCUAUUUCUGACAACCUUAACGCUCCUUCUCCGACUGCUGAAAUCCAGGUAUUGAAUAUUAAUUGGUUUCAGAAGCAGACGCAUGGAAACGAUGAGGUCAGCCUGACACUGAAUAUAACCGCCGAUUUGCAAUCGCUGUUUACAUGGAACACCAAACAGCUUUUUAUUUUCGUCGCAGCUGAAUACAAAACCCCAAAGAAUGCACUAAACCAGGUGUCACUUUGGGAUGAUAUAAUACCUACCAAAGAGUCUGCCAAGUUUUCCAUUCACACCUCUAACAAGUACCGUUUUGUUUACUAA